Molecule: messenger RNA, 1047 nt
Organism: Peronospora matthiolae
Lineage: Eukaryota; Oomycota; Peronosporomycetes; Peronosporales; Peronosporaceae
Source: the annotation of a GenBank genome assembly
AUGAGAUCUCCCGCGGCGUCUCCUCUGUCGCCAACAGCCGCCGCCGCUGCUGCCGCAGCGCUGCGCCAGAUCCCCGUCGUGUGUCCAGGCCACUCGCGGCCUCUGACUGAACUUCACUAUAGCCACAACGCGUCGACGCUGCUCCUCUCGGCUUGCCACGACAAGUUGCCGAUGCUGCGACACGGCGGUUCCGGCGACUGGAUUGGCACGUUUGAAGGCCACAAGGGCGCAGUUUGGAGCGCAAAGCUGGACAACGAGGCUGCGUUUGCUGCGACAGGGAGCGCCGACUUCUCGGUCAAGAUCUGGGACGCGUGCACGGGCGACGUCGUAACGACGCUCGAGCACAAGCACGUGGUCAAGAGCGUGGCGUUCACACGAGACGAUACGCGGCUGGUUACUGCCGGCCACGAGAAGCUCGUGCGUGUGUUUGAUAUCACACAAGUCAAGGAGCAACUCAAGCAGUUACAGACCGAAGGUGGGGGCGUUAUAGAGCCACCGCAGCCGCUUGGAGAGAUGCAGACGGGUCAACACAUUCGGAAAGUGGUGGUGAUUAGCAACGAUGCGGCUGUGACAGGGGAAGUAGACGGCACGCUGACGGUCUGGGACUUGGAGACAUUUACGCAGAAACGCCAGUUUACUGUUGAUGCUGGGGUGAUGGAUAUGGAGGUAUCACGGGAGGGCAAGGUGCUGACCGUAGCGGCUGGCAAACAGGUGUAUUUCUACAACGUUGACGAGGACUUUGCACUUUUGCGUUCGUUUGCCAUGCCCAUUUCGUUUGCAGAGGAGGGAGGGGCGUCGUUGCAUCCAAGCGAAAACAAGUUCGUUGCAGGUGGGUCUGACACGUGGGUGCGAGUGUUUGACUUUAAGUCAGGAGAGCUGCUCGAGACGCACAAGGGACACCACGGACCGGUGCGAUGUUUGCGAUACUCGCCAUUGGGCGAUUCCUUUGCGACAGGCUCGGAAGAUGGCACAAUCCGUAUUUGGCAGAACGAUUCUACAUCUGCAGCUGCGACGUCCAUCGCAGACUCGGUCAGUGGUUUGAGUUGA